Molecule: messenger RNA, 1980 nt
Organism: Talaromyces proteolyticus
Lineage: Eukaryota; Fungi; Ascomycota; Eurotiomycetes; Eurotiales; Trichocomaceae
Product: putative DNA topoisomerase III
Exons: 6
Coding region: 1-1980 (659 amino acids)
Biological process (GO): DNA topological change
Cellular component (GO): nucleus
Molecular function (GO): DNA binding; DNA topoisomerase type I (single strand cut, ATP-independent) activity
Source: RefSeq, a predicted model, not a curated record
AUGCCAAGCAACAGGAUCCUCUGCGUUGCUGAGAAGCCUGCUAUUGCCAAGGCAGUCGCCCAGCAUCUCUCUGGAGGCUCUAUGCAAACGUUCCAUAUUCAGGGCAAUCAAUAUGUGAAGAACUAUAGUUUUAAUUUCAACUUCGGCGGAGCAUGGGGCACCUGCGAAGUGACGAUGACCAGCGUUAUUGGCCAUUUGACGGCCGCCGAAUUCGGAAGUCAGUACAAAGGCUGGCAAUCUUGUCCCCCUAGUGUGUUGUUUGAAGUGCCGAUCUAUGUGAAUGUUGAUCCUGACAAACGAUCCAUCGCCGAAAACAUCCAGCAACAAGCCAGGUUCUGCAAAGCACUCUUCAUCUGGACCGAUUGUGACCGUGAAGGAGAGCAUAUUGGGACUGAGGUUAGAAACCAAGCCUUGAUAGGCAAUGCGGCGAUCCAAGUCAAACGAGCAAAAUUCAGCAAUACCGAGAAAGCUCAUGUUCUGAGAGCAGCUCGUGAGCCUGUGGAUCUCGAUGAGAAGCAAGCAAAUGCAGUUGCUGCAAGAAUUGAGCUUGAUCUGCGAAUCGGUGCCGCUUUUACACGCUUACAGACACUUCAAUUAAAGAUACUUGGUAGCCCUUUAGAUGAGCGGACAAUCAGCUAUGGAUCCUGUCAGUUUCCGACCCUAGGCUUCGUCGUCGAUAGAUACCUCCGUGUCCAAAACUUCAAACCGGAGAGUUUCUGGGCUAUUAAGGUCAUGCAGAAGCGUGAUGGCAUCGACGUUAACUUCAACUGGCGUCGAGUCCAUCUUUUUGACCGGGCAGCAGUGAUAGUCAUGUUGGAGCGUUGCCUCGCAGCAAAAAAAGCCAAGGUUACCAAGGUGACAAAAAAGCCGACGAGCAAAUGGAGACCUCUCCCUUUAACCACCGUCGAUCUGCAGAUGAUGGGUAGUAAGUAUCUGCGGAUGACUUCUCAUCAAGUCAUGCAGGUAGCAGAAACAUUGUAUACCCGAGGGUUUAUUAGUUAUCCACGUACGGAAACGGACCAAUUUGAUAAAGGUAUUGAUUUGAAGAAAUUGAUCGAAAAACAAGUCACAGAUCGAACAUGGGGGCAAUACGCAAAUAGUCUAUUGGAGGGCAAGUUCAGGCAACCUCGAACCGGCACGCACAAUGACCAAGCUCAUCCCCCAAUUCACCCAAUCUGUGCUGUAGGGCAGCAAGCAUUGAAAGAUGAUGAAAAGCGAGUGUUUGAAUUUGUGACUCGCCGGUUCCUCGCAUGUUGCUCGGACGAUGCCAAGGGUCAAAAAUCCGAGGUUGAGAUUGAGUACGGUGAGGAGAUGUUCCAUGCCAACGGUCUCCUAGUCCUGGAACGAAACUACUUGGAUGUUUAUGUCUACGAUAAAUGGGAGAGCAGCACGCAACUUCCAGACUUUCAGGUUGGGGAAAUAUUUGAACCUACGGAGGCAAAGAUUACGGAUGGAAAAACAACUGCGCCUACAUAUUUGACAGAGCCAGAACUCAUUGCCCUAAUGGAUGCUAACGGAAUUGGUACUGAUGCUACGAUGGCUGAGCACAUUAAUAAGAUCAAGGAGCGAGAAUACGUCGCUUCCCGCCCCCGUUCAGGUGGCGCCAGUGGUGGCGGUGGAGGAGGAGGAGGAGGAGGAGGAGGAGGAGGAGGAGGUCGAGGUCGUGGACGAGGGGGAAACAAUACAGGGGUUCAAGAGCUCAUUCCCACUCGACUCGGAAUUGCUCUUGUCGAGGGCUACGACAACGUCGUCGCCGGUCUCGCUGACUGCCCUUCCCUGAGCAAACCAUUUCUACGAAAAGAAAUGGAACUGCGAAUGAGGGAUAUCUGCAACGGCAUCACAACACGAAGAGAAGUAGUGGACCAAAACCUAGACAUGUACCGCGGUGUCUUCAUUCACACCCAGCGAAGGAUUAAUAUGCUCAAAGAGGCGUGUCGGAAAUAUGUCCUUCAACAAGGAACGGUGAUAAAUGGGCGAUGA